GUGUAUUUUGCUUAAAUUUAUUAGUUUUUGAUGCAUCACCAUGAACAUAAUGUUGUUAUUGAUAGUUAUAGUGAUACAAAUGGAACAUCUACUAAAGAUAACAUUUUCACUGAAAGAAAUGUCUCUUUUACCAGUGAUACAAACAAUAUCUUUAAUUUACAACAAUGUGGUCUAAAUCUGUUUUUUCCUCAGGAAGUAGUCGCAACUCCUGCAGUUGAAUCAGCAGCAACUGUUAGCUAUGAUGUGACAGUUAAAGGAUUAUGGGCUGGGCAAUUUGUAUUUCCUAAAGGAACCCAGCUCAUCAGCUCUGUCACUUCAGUUUCUCUCAAUUCUCCGUUGCCAUUAGAUAAGCCAGUCACUGUUCAGUUAAUGCAUUGUGCUAGCAUUACUGAUCAAUCUCAGAGCAAGUAUCUCAGUUUUGUUGUCUCACAUUCUUCUCAACCUCCAUUUAAGUUUGAUCUCUUACCAGGAGGGGAAUUCCUUGCUCGUUCCAAAUAUGGUACCAUACAGUUAAAGGAGUUCUCAUUGAUUGCUAUUGUAUUGGUGGUGUCAGCAACUGCAGCAGUUGCAGCUGCUAUUGGAUACCAAUUUUCACAAGUUCCUUUACUGAGAUGUCAAGGAUUGAUCUAUUACAAGAGAGGGUCUGACAUUAUGAAAAUGAAUUUUGCAGCUUUAAAUGACCUUCCUCACAAUAAUGCAAUCAUCAAGUUUAAAAAGGAGUCUUAUAAAAAGUUUGGAGAGGAAGAAUGGAAUUUUCCCUUUCUGAUGAGAAAGGAAAGCCAACUAGAGCUGGAUUUUUCUCAAGAUAAGCCAAUUGGAUGGACUGUACAACCACUUGCAGAACCUUCUAUAAUACACGAAAGAGAUGUACGUGCUUAUACUGAGUCCAACACUUCAAGUGACCUUCCUCCAUAUAUUUCUGUAUUAUUGCAAGCAGCAGAGGAAGCUGCUGAAUGGCUUCAAUAUAGAAUCACUGUCAAUGGAAUCAAUGUAGGAGAUAAAGACAGUAUUGCCAUUGUAAUACGUAAAUCAAAAAAUGAUUGCACACCAUUUUUACCUGCAUUGGAGCCAGCACCAGCUAGCACUGCUAGUGAAAAAUCAAAUGAAGCAUCUGAAGUAUUUCGAGAGAAAGUUUUUGCAUUAAGCUCCAUCAUUGGUUCUGGCACCAGCACUAUCUUUGAUAGAAUCAGUGAUGAGUUUCUUAGUGCAGGACUCAUCAGCCACUCAAUACUAGAUGACAUCACAACAGUUCUUAGUUACUCCAAUUAUCAAAGAGGCAGUAGAUUAAUUCGUGAGCUGCACAAAAGGCUGCAAACAAUAGAUGCACCUAAUGAUAACCUCAUUGCGGUGUGUGACAUACUCACCAGACAAGAAGAUGAACAAUUAGUUCAGAUUGGUGAAGAUAUGAAGAAAAAUGCACCUCAUGCUGUUUGAAGCUAAUUCUUAUAACAUUAAUAAGUUAACAAUUAAGACAUGUUUGUUUAAUUACAGUUGCUAAAGACACAUAGAAAACUAUGUUACUAAUAUUACAUGUACAAGAGCAUUGAAAUAUCCAAAUAGAUUCUGCAAAUAUUGCCAGCAAAA
Messenger RNA from Amphimedon queenslandica, 1584 nucleotides. RefSeq lists its product as uncharacterized. The record is from RefSeq and is a predicted model, not a curated record. The transcript is spliced from 7 exons. Lineage: Eukaryota; Metazoa; Porifera; Demospongiae; Haplosclerida; Niphatidae. Bases 31 to 1434 code for a protein of 467 amino acids.